AUGGACUUCGUCAAACUUCUCUUUGUCUCGCCGGAGAUCAACCCAAGUAAUCGCAAAGCACAGUCUAUUCCUGUUCUCAACCCAUUCGAUCGAUAUGGAAGAGUCUUCUUCUUCUCGUGGCUGGGUUUCAUGGUUGCAUUCCUCUCGUGGUAUGCUUUUCCGCCAUUGUUGACCGUCACAAUCCGAAAAGACCUGCACAUGACACAGCAAGACGUGGCAAACUCAAACAUUGUUGCCCUGCUAGCAACACUACUUGUGAGGUUCGUGGCAGGCCCUCUGUGUGAUCGAUUUGGACCGCGACUGGUGUUCAUCGGACUGCUGCUCAGCGGUUCAAUCCCCACUGCCAUGGCUGGUCUGGUCACCACGCCUAAGGGACUGAUCGCGCUACGCUUCUUCAUUGGUAUUCUGGGAGGCACAUUCGUGCCUUGUCAGGUUUGGUGCACUGGGUUCUUUGACAAGAAGAUUGUCGGAAUGGCCAAUGCCCUUGCUGGAGGCUGGGGUAAUGCUGGUGGUGGUAUCACAUACUUCGUGAUGCCCGCUGUCUACGAUUCGCUGGUCUACUCGCGGGGCCUCACACCACACAAAGCGUGGCGGGUUGCUUUCAUCGUCCCUUUUAUCAUCAUUGUGGUUAUCGCUGUGGCGAUGCUCUUCUUAUGCGAGGACACGCCAACGGGUAAAUGGUCAGAGCGCCACCUCUGGGCUCGCGAGAUGGCUGCCGAGUCAGAAGGCAACAUUGUCGACCUCAAGGCGGACCUGAGGUCCGCACAGCCCUCCAGCACGCCAUCUAUGACAAACGUCAUGGCAGACGUGGAGAAGAAAGGCGCACAAACGCCCGUGUCUCUUGGCUCUAAUUCCCAGACCAUCGCGGAGUUCGAUGCCGUCCGAACGGAUACUGUGGUAGCCCCCACACGCAAAGAGGCCAUGGGGGUACUUUUCAGUCUCUCUACCGCCGCCGUAGCCAUCCCUUACGCCUGCUCCUUCGGUGCAGAGCUGGCCAUCAACUCAAACCUGGGCGAAUAUUACUCCGCGAACUUCCCCCAUAUGGGCCAGACCAAGACCGGACAAUGGGCAGCCAUGUUCGGUCUGCUCAACGUCGUCUUCCGACCAGCGGGCGGCUUUCUGGCCGACCUGCUCCUUCGACGGACCCAGAAUCUGUGGUCGAAGAAGAUCUUGCUCGUGUUCCUUGGCGUCAUCAUGGGGGCCUUCGAGCUGGCGAUCGGGCUGACGAACCCCAAGUCCGAAUCCACCAUGUUCGGGCUCAUCGCGGGGCUCGCAUUUUUCCUGGAGUCGUGCAAUGGUGCCAAUUUCGCCUUGGUGCCGCAUGUCUUUCCGUUUGCCAAUGGUGUGGUCUCCGGUGCAGUGGGCGGAAUGGGCAACCUUGGCGGGAUCAUCUUUGCGAUUAUAUUCCGCUACAAUGGCUCGGACUAUUCGAAGUCCCUCUGGAUCAUCGGGGCGAUCUCGAUCGGGGCGAAUGUGCUUGUGUCGUGGAUCCGACCCGUGUCGAAGAAGCAGGUUGUACCACGGUAG
Messenger RNA from Aspergillus japonicus CBS 114.51, 1527 nucleotides. RefSeq names its product MFS transporter. NCBI's taxonomy places the organism in Eukaryota, Fungi, Ascomycota, Eurotiomycetes, Eurotiales, Aspergillaceae. Gene Ontology annotation, cellular component: membrane. The record is from RefSeq and is a predicted model, not a curated record. Gene Ontology annotation, biological process: nitrite transport; nitrate transmembrane transport. The coding region runs from base 1 to 1527 and encodes 508 amino acids. Gene Ontology annotation, molecular function: nitrite transmembrane transporter activity; nitrate transmembrane transporter activity. The transcript is spliced from 5 exons.